GUUCAAUCUCUCCUAAAUUAUAGGAUACGGGUGUCGAUUAUCCAUUAAAUGGUGCUCUCGUUGAGAGGUUUGAACACAAUCAAGUGAGAAAACCUCCCAAAACAUCCAAAAAUUCUUCCAAAGAAAAGAAAUCAAGAAAAAAUCUGGAUAUUCAUGAUCGUAGAUCUGGGAUUUUCCAGAUGUGAGCUAGAGUCGUUCGCAAUGUGCCAUCAGUUGGAGGUCCCUGCUCGCUACAACCCGCCACCAGUGCCGCUCCUGACUCACCUGCUGCUGCACCGGAUGGUAUACACCGUAUCCAAUAGACCUGGAGCAAUGGCCGCCGUCACUCCGUCAGUCGUCGCUAUGAAGGUCGCUUCGAAUCGGGCUUACAUCUCUGAAGCUCGACAUAAGUGCGAUGGAAAAGAGGGUAUUUCUAAGGUCUUCCAUCUCCGAUUUUACAGAUCCAAACCUCUGUCCACCAUUAAUGGCCGCUGAGAGCUUAGAGUGACAGAUCGUAAAUCAGCACCCCUGUGGAUACGGAACUCUCCCGCUGGCUAAACCUGAGGAGUGUAUAGGUCACCGCCUGAGAAAGCUUCGCCGGUGGUGCCGGAGCCCUAGCGCUCUCGGACAUUUUCACUCUGCCACUGGAUCCGCCUGAGGAACGUACCAGUCUCCGCCCCAGAAACUUCGCUGCUGGUACUGACUGAGAUUGAUAGGCUGUCACCAUCCCUAGUGCCUGAUGGCUGCUCCGCUGGGCGAGCUACAGUACCAGUGUGCUGCUUGGGGUCCUGGUCGCAUUAUGGCUGUCCAUUUUGCCAGAUGUGAGAGAUGGCAGGAGCUUUUGCAGAAGCCUUGCGCUAGGAGGAGGCGAGUCUGCUCAAAAGUCAAACUUUCGGCAGUGGCAGAGCUUGUCCAAGACUUGUGCGGCGUCGCUUGCAAAGCUGCAAAGGCCGAUGGACCUACCGGGAAUCUGGGGCAAGUUUGUAGCAGUGGGCUGCAUUACAUAUAACCUAAUUAAAGCUUUCAACAGGCCACAUUUCAUGCCAAGCAGCCCAUGGAUUUCAGCCCAUCAAAAGAUAAGUACUCUUUAAUUUUCAUAUUAUUUAUAUUUAUUUAAAUCAUUUCUUUUUGUCGAGCGAAUGUCAAACUAUCGCACAAUUAUGAUCAAAUGCCCAGUAGACUGUGACUUGAGACUCAUCACUAGGAUUUAAAGCCCUGACCCAGAUCAAGCACAAAGCCCUGACCCAGCUCAGGCACACAGCCCUGACCCAGAUCAGGCACAAAGCCCUGACCCAGCUUAGGCACAAAGCCCUGACCAAGUCAGGCACGAAGACCGAUCUUAGUCAUUCCUCGAGUGGCGACCGUUGCUUACGAAUGGCUCACACAUCCACUCUACUAAGUAUUUUAUCAUUAGAUUAGCAAUUCACAUUUACACUUUUUUCAAGUGACGAACUCCUGAUCAUAAACACAAACCCCAAGAAAAAAAUUAUAUGUAUGUUAAAUGUGUAGGUACGAAGAUGACUUUACUUAUUUUCACCUUGUCUCCACUCGCCUCAAGGAGUGGGGGACUGAGGGACUGAGGGGUCAGAGUUUCUAGAUGAACAGAAAAUAUCAUGCAUGAGCAGGAACAAAAGCUGAGCCAGAUGAAGAGGAGCUGAGAUAGACAAAAUUGAUUAUGCCGAAGGGAACUUACCUUCCUUGUUUCAUGUUGGGGGCGCUUGGUGUACUCUUUUUCCCUUUAUUAGAAUUUUUUCCCAUUAGGUUUUUCCUAAUAAAGGUUUUUAACGAGGCACCUCCCAAUCAUGGACAAGGGUGGUGGUCCCCCGGCCGAAGAGGAAGAAACCAAAGACAGAAGAACGUUUCAGAUACAAUUGUGGGCUACUCCCUUUCACCUCGAAUACUCUCGGCUCAGGGAGUGGGGGACUCCUGAUGGAGUAUAUAGACCCCGACCCCCCGGCAUGUCGACUAUUGGGCCUGGACAACGAUUCACGUACACCAGCAGACGACAUUUAUAUUAUUGUAUAGUUUACAUAUUCAUUGUAUGUACUAGAUUAGCUUUUUAUACUAUUAGUCCAUUUAUGUAACCAGGUCUGUUAGGCCCAUAUUAGAGGUCGAGACCCGGAUUUUCCUAUAUAUACUACUUAUAGGAGGCUUGUAAACCUAAGUCACAACUUCCAUAUUCAUACACAAUACACUUUCAUCUAUAUAUAUAUAUAUAUA
Cuscuta europaea is the source of this 2199-nucleotide messenger RNA. Lineage: Eukaryota; Viridiplantae; Streptophyta; Magnoliopsida; Solanales; Convolvulaceae. The record is from the annotation of a GenBank genome assembly.